AUGAAGCUGACAAAGACAGAUGUGGAUGUUCUGCAGCAGCUCGGGCUGUCUGGGAGAAGGGCAGGGGAAUCUUCGGGUCCUCGAUCGGUCCCUAACGGCAUCAUCCCCUUCAAGUCUGGAGUCAUCCUCACCCAGAGGGCCCGUGUCCAGGUUCCUCUGCACACUGUCAUUCCUGCUGCCUACAGCUCCACCAACCUUUCCCUGAUCCUCAGCCUGUCUGCCCACCGCAUCAACAGUGCCUUCCUUUUUUCAGUCCUGUCUAAGAAAAGGAAACUGCAGCUUGGAGUGCAGUUCAUCCCGGGGAAGGUCCUGGUACAUGUGGGGCAGAGGAGCUCUGCGAGUUUCGACUAUGAUGUCCACGAUGGCCACUGGCAUAAUCUGGCCUUGGAUAUCCGAGGCCAGCAGGUGCUCUUUUAUGCUUCUUGUGGAAAGAAAAGUGUACAUGCAGAUUUACAUUCUAAAAAAGAGGAGGCACUCGAUCCGGAGGGCUCUUUUCUGCUGGGCAAGAUGAACCAGAACUCGGUGCCGUUUGAAGGUGCCAUUUGUCAAUUUGACAUCUAUCCCUCUGCCAAGGCAGCUCAUAACUAUUGUGAUUAUAUUAAGAAACAUUGCAGAGAGGCUGACACAUAUCGGCCCAUUUUUCCGCCCCUGCUACCUCUGUUUCCCACAGACCCAAACAUUACUGUCACCCACAUCACCCCGCUGUCAUUGACGGAACUAUCCAAAAAGACCCAUCGGCCUACUUUGGCCUUGACCGAGGAAAAGACCAGGACUACGUUUCUUGUUCCAACUGAUCGCUCACUGGUGCUGAACAAAAUGUAUCAGGCUUCGAUUACACCAAAACCCGGUACUAUAUCUGUCUCUCCACCUGUUCGUCCAGGGCUGGAACGCCCGUUUAAGUUUGCUACUCAAACUGUUACUGCAUCUCUUAGGACCAGCGUGACACCAGCAAACCCGAAAGCUACAUCGCAUGGCGGCACCGUGAAGAACACAAAGCAAGGAGGAGAUAUUAGCACCCAGAAACCCUCUGGGGACAGCAUGGCUUUACAUGCUUCCACCAGGCCACCAAAGACAAAGCCAAAUCUCCAGACCACAGCUGCUCCCACACAGGGGUCUUCUUCAAAUACCUACCUUCUCCACAAGAGGCAACUGACCACAGUAGCUCCAAAGAAACCUGAGCCAAAAGUGACCAAGAUGCAGGACGUGAAACCCACCUCGCUUAUUCCAGUCACUCCAGCUGCAACAGAUGGCUUCCAAACAUUUGAUGUGGAACCAACCCAAUUCUCACUGCUGGCUGGACCACCUGGACUAAAGGGAGAACCAGGACCAGCGGGCCUUCAAGGACCUCCAGGGAAGCCAGGGCUACCAGGGAAGAGGGGCCCCCGGGGUCCUCCUGGCCCACAUGGGAACCCUGGUCGCCCCGGACCUCCUGGAGUGAAGGGACAAAAGGGAGAUCCUGGAUUAUCCCCUGGUCGAGCCCCAAAAGGACUAAAAGGGGAGCAUGGUGUAAUUGGGCCUCCUGGACUGCCUGGCCAAGAUGGACGAAAGGGACAGAAAGGUCAUCCUGGUCCCGUUGGUCUCCCAGGCGAGCCCGGCACACGGGGAGACGAUGGAAGCCCUGGGGCCAAAGGUUAUCCUGGCAGGCAGGGUUUACCUGGGCCUGUAGGGAAAAUGGGGCCUAAAGGAGCCAGGGGUCACAUAGGCAUUCCUGGGCUUUUUGGCCUUCCCGGACCCGAUGGCGAGAGAGGAAUUCCUGGUGUUCAUGGGAAGAAGGGCAAGAUGGGUAGGCCGGGGUUUCCUGGUGACUUUGGAGAGAGGGGACCACCUGGCCCUGAUGGGAACCCAGGUGAGCUGGGAGCUCCUGGCCCAUGUGGAGUCCCUGGUCUUAUUGGAGACAUGGGCCCUGUUGGCAUGAUGGGCUUACCAGGACCCCCAGGACUGAAGGGAGUACCAGGAAACCCAGGGGACCCAGGACUGAAAGGUGAUAAGGGGGAAGUCGGCUUACCAGGAGAACCAGGGGAGUCUGGCUUCCAAGGGGACAAGGGUAUCCAGGGCUCACCUGGGUUGCCAGGUCCUCGUGGAAAACCUGGACCACAGGGUAAACCCGGUGACAAAGGCCCCGAUGGUUUAUCUGGCCCUCCUGGUCCGGAGGGCUUUCCAGGUGACAUUGGCCCACCAGGUCAAAAUGGCCCUGAGGGUCCAAAGGGGAAGUCAGGUUCAAGAGGUUUACCAGGUCCAAGAGGAAUACCUGGACUUGAGGGUGAUGAGGGACCACUUGGGCCAGCUGGAGCCCCUGGACCCGAGGGCAGACCUGGGAGGGAGGGAUUCCCUGGAAAGACAGGCCCAGAUGGACUCAAGGGCGAGACCGGGAUAACUGGCGAGGUCGGAAAGCUUGGCGAGAGGGGACUCCCUGGGUUCAUCGGGCCUGUUGGUGAGCCAGGCAUACCUGGAGAAAAGGGGGACAGAGGGGAAAUGGGCCACCCCGGGCCACCAGGGGAAAAGGGGGCGAUGGGUCAUCCUGGAACGCCAGGAGAGAGCGGGCCACCCGGACCACUAGGGAUCCCAGGGCCUCCUGGUUCUCGGGGAGUUAUCGGCAUCAGAGGACCUAAAGGCAGGCGGGGUCCAAGGGGUCUUGAUGGCCCAACAGGAGAGAAAGGGUCUAAUGGACUGAUGGGCCCCGAUGGUCCACCAGGAAAAUUGGGCUUCCCUGGGGAAAUGGGAAAGAUUGGAGAGUCAGGUGAAGCUGGGCCUAAGGGAUUUCCAGGUGUUCAAGGACCCUCAGGACCUCCGGGAGCAAAAGGAAUUGCAGGAGAGCCGGGUCCAACAGGGCCACCAGGAACAAUCGGCCCCCUGGGUGAGAUGGGACUGAAGGGGCCACCAGGGAAGGUUGGGGAGCGGGGCCUGCCUGGCGAACCCGGACAGAAGGGUGAUAUCGGUCCAGCUGGAAACAUCGGGGAGCAGGGCUUGGUGGGCCAGAGAGGCGAGCCAGGCCUUGAUGGGGAGGCUGGACCAGGUGGACCUGACGGAGCCAAGGGUGACAAGGGGGAGGCUGGACCAGAUGGUGCUAAAGGAGACAGGGGUGCAAUUGGGCUGAAAGGAAAGGAAGGACAUCCUGGGCCUCCUGGACUGGUGGGUGUGAGGGGUCAAGAGGGUAAACCAGGCAAAAUUGGUGAAAGAGGAAAACCAGGAGAAAAGGGCAGCAAAGGUCACCAAGGGCACCUGGGCGAGACUGGGCCAAUCGGCGAACAGGGAGAGCCGGGGUUUGUGGGGCAGAAGGGAGCCAGAGGAACCAUUGGACCAGUGGGCGCUCCAGGGAGGAUGGGCCAACAAGGGGAGCCAGGCAUACCGGGUUAUGAGGGUCACACAGGGCCACAGGGUCCAAUGGGGCCUCCUGGACCAAAAGGUGAAAAGGGUGAACAGGGGGAGGACAGCAAGGUGGAAGGGCCUCCAGGUCCCCAAGGUGACAGAGGUCCUCCCGGAGACAGAGGAGACAGAGGAGAACCCGGCGACCCCGGCUACAUUGGUCAAAUAGGUGUUGAUGGAGAGAGAGGUGACGCUGGUGCCCCAGGGCUUCCUGGACAUCCCGGGCCAAAUGGACAACAAGGGCCUAAAGGAUCCAAAGGUGAUCAAGGUCGGAAAGGAAAAUCAGGGCCAAGAGGUGUGACUGGGACCAAAGGACCACCAGGUCCAGAGGGUCCUCCUGGCCCACGGGGGGUGAUGGGCAGGGAGGGACUUGAGGGCCAGCCUGGAAUAGAUGGACCACCUGGUAAAGAUGGAAGCAGGGGACUCAAGGGGGAACAAGGAGAAGACGGAGAAUUUGGCUUACCUGGCAAACCUGGGCAGCAGGGUAAAACUGGUGUACUAGGGCUUCCUGGAAGUCAAGGCUCAUUUGGUCCCAAGGGUGAGAGGGGUCUCCCUGGCCAAUCUGGGCCCACAGGGAAGAGAGGUUUCAUCGGUGGGAUGGGAUUUCCAGGAAAACAAGGAGACCAGGGAACCAAAGGGCAACCAGGGGAUACUGGUGAACAAGGAUUUCCAGGGUUUCUGGGUUUAUUCGGGCCAAAGGGACCUCCAGGAGACUUAGGCCCCGCAGGGAUACAGGGACCAAAAGGACCACGUGGCUUGAUGGGUAUGGAGGGAGCUAUGGGCCCCGUUGGCAUCAGUGGCCCCAGUGGUCGUCCCGGACCCCAGGGUGACAAAGGAAGUCGGGGGGAGACGGGGUUGCGAGGACCGAGGGGCCCCCCUGGUCCUCGUGGACCGCCCGGACCAUCAGGGCUUCCUAGUUCACCUCUUUCAGUUAGAAAGGAGGCUCUUGGUGCUGCCUUUCAAGUCAUCAUUGAUUCCCAUGCUGCGCUUAAGUCGGAGAAUUAUCAGAGCAUGGACCUGCCGAUGUUAGACCAGGGCACGGAGAUCUUCAAGACCCUGCAGCACCUCAGCACCCUGAUUCAAAGCUUGAAGAACCCGCUCGGUACCCGUGACAAUCCCGCGCGAAUCUGCCGAGACCUCCUAGACUGUGAGCAGCAGAUGUGCGAUGGCACUUACUGGGUCGACCCAAACCUUGGCUGCUCUGCUGACACUGUGGAGGUGACAUGUAACUUCACUGCCGGAGGACAGACUUGCCUGAAGCCCGUCACAGUUUCCAAGUUUGACACAGGAGUGGGCCGUAUCCAGAUGAACUUCAUCCAUCUUCUGAGCUCUGAGGCCGUGCAGCACAUCACCAUCCACUGCCUGAAUGCUCCUGUGUGGGCAGCGGGACCCUCCCUGCGGCCUUCAGCCAAGGCUGUGGGCUUCAAGGCCUGGACCGGGGAAAAGAUUCAGGCAGGAGACCUUCUGGAGCCACUCAUACCCAGGGACGACUGCUGGAUCAGAGAUGGCCGCUGGCAUCAGACCCACUUUAUCUUCCAGACCCAGGAUCCAAACUUGCUCCCCAUUGUGGAUGUGUACAAUCUGCCGAUCACAGAGCCUGACUCGCGCUAUCACCUGGAGGUUGGACCGGUGUGCUUCUUGUAGGGCACCUGUGGAGGCCUCGAGCGCUCCUCAAAGGAAUGACUGCGUGGGGGAGGGUGGACAGGGGAGACUGGUGCUUC
Molecule: messenger RNA, 5084 nt
Organism: Myripristis murdjan (pinecone soldierfish)
Lineage: Eukaryota; Metazoa; Chordata; Actinopteri; Holocentriformes; Holocentridae
Gene: col27a1b
Product: collagen, type XXVII, alpha 1b
Exons: 60
Coding region: 1-5007 (1668 amino acids)
Cellular component (GO): extracellular matrix
Molecular function (GO): extracellular matrix structural constituent
Source: RefSeq, a predicted model, not a curated record